Messenger RNA from Ctenopharyngodon idella (grass carp), 1618 nucleotides. It is a transcript of the gene calm1a, whose product is annotated as calmodulin 1a. NCBI's taxonomy places the organism in Eukaryota, Metazoa, Chordata, Actinopteri, Cypriniformes, Xenocyprididae. The record is from RefSeq and is a predicted model, not a curated record. Bases 176 to 625 code for a protein of 149 amino acids. The transcript is spliced from 6 exons. Gene Ontology annotation, molecular function: calcium ion binding.
GCGGAAGUGAGUGAUAGGGGUCCGUACGGCGGAGGAAUACACCAAAGUAUAUAGUACCGGAUCACCUUCAAUACUCUGCGAGCGACAGUCUCACGGUGGAGCUUUGAACUGAGAGCGGAGCAUCACCGCAGUCUAGUGUAGAUUAACAAACCUAGUCCACUCUCCACCCUCAGAUAUGGCUGACCAACUCACCGAGGAGCAAAUUGCUGAGUUUAAGGAGGCUUUCUCCUUGUUUGAUAAGGAUGGUGACGGUACCAUCACAACUAAAGAGCUGGGCACAGUGAUGCGUUCGCUCGGUCAGAACCCCACGGAGGCCGAACUGCAGGACAUGAUCAACGAGGUGGAUGCUGACGGUAAUGGAACCAUUGACUUUCCCGAGUUUCUGACAAUGAUGGCCCGGAAAAUGAAAGACACAGACAGCGAGGAGGAGAUCCGCGAGGCUUUCCGAGUGUUUGACAAGGAUGGGAACGGCUACAUCAGCGCAGCAGAGCUUCGCCACGUCAUGACAAACCUUGGCGAGAAGCUAACGGAUGAAGAGGUGGAUGAAAUGAUCAGAGAAGCUGACAUCGAUGGUGACGGUCAAGUCAAUUACGAAGAAUUUGUACAAAUGAUGACGGCAAAGUGAAGCUCUUCUGUUCUCUCCUGACCUCUUUAGAAGACAAAAAAAAAAAAAAUCAGUCAAAUGUUUUACUUACCUCUUACGCAAAAAUAUUCAUUUAUUCAUACUGUUUCUGUAUAGAAAAAAACUGAAUGUUAAAAAAGGAAAAUGUCCAUAUAUAGAAAAAAUAUAUGAAAAAACAAACAAACAAAAAAAAAAAAAAGACAUAAACAAACAUAAAUGACCUGCAUGUACUGGUUAGUGGUCCUGUUCCCAAAGAACUGCUUAGACAUCUACAAAAAGAUCAAUCAAUUAAUCCUGAUAUCAAACCUUCAGAAACUAAAGUAAAAGCAUCUGGUGAACUGCUUAACUGGUUCCAUUUGCUAGUGGCGAUGUUUGGGCUGGCCAAUCGUCUUCUACUUCCUGUUUCUGUUCUACAUGCAUGCAGCUUGAGUCCGGAGCCGCUAUUGGGGCGGAAACCUCAGCGAUGUCUGUCGGAGUGUUCUGGGGGGUGAAAUUAAAAAAAGAGGGUUUAAUAUUGUUUGGGGGAGGUGGGCUCGGGUUUUCAGAAUCUGCAUAGAGGAGGAAUGAAUGGGACCUUUGCAGUUUGCUUCAAUAACUAAAUAAAGAGAUAUUUUUAAGAAAAAUGAGCGGUUAAGAGAUUUUAAACUAUGUUUGGCAUGUCAAGAUAUUUGGAGUUUUGUUUCUUUGUGCAUUGUGCCCGGUAGUAGGGGCGUUUAGCGGGAGGGAGUGGCUUUGGAGUUUAAGGGCGUGACCUUUCACCUUACAUGGAAGCGUUUUUCGGGUAAGGGCAAUGGUGACUGUAUCAUAAAUGUUUUAUCUUUAGUUUUUCUCUGGGCUCUGACUGUGAGCAUGUUGAUUACUCUGGAGAGUGCAAAAGAGGGCUUUGGCCGCCAGGGGUUUGUUUCGACUGCCCACCUUCAGUUCUGUUUAUGUUCAUUCCAAGUUGUAUAUGCUCGUCUUUUGAUUUUUUUUCCAAUAAAAGAACAUGAACUUGAA